Molecule: messenger RNA, 904 nt
Organism: Punica granatum (pomegranate)
Lineage: Eukaryota; Viridiplantae; Streptophyta; Magnoliopsida; Myrtales; Lythraceae
Source: RefSeq, a predicted model, not a curated record
CUAGCCUGAUAGCGGCCAUUGCUAACCACCUGAACUUUGACAUCUACGACCUCGAUCUGUCCGCGGUUCAGACGAAUAUCGAUCUCAAGCAACUGAUGCUCAGCAUGUCUAAACGGUCCAUACUAACAAUAGAAGACAUCGACUGCUCCACCAGCAUACACAACCGAGACACCGAAACAGAAUCAUCUGACCCUAAUCGCAAUAAGGUGAUGCUCUCGGGCCUCCUUAACUCUAUGGACGGGCUACUGUCGUGCUGCGGAGAGGCGCGGAUCAUUGUACUCACCACAAAUCACAAGGAGAGGCUCGACCCAGCGCUGCUCAGACCAGGUCGAAUGGACAUGCACAUCUGCCUGUCAUACUGCAGCAUUCCCACUUUCAAGGAGCUCACGUUCAACUACUUGGGGCUUCGGAAUCAUCAUCUCUUCCACGACAUUGAGGAGGUGAUCGGAGAGGCUAAGGUCACCCCAGCAGAGGUGGCCGGGGGGCUUAUGAAGAGCCGAAACGUCGAGGCAUCCCUUCAGGGCCUUGUCACCUUCCUCCAUAACAAAAUUGCCCAACGUGAUGCAGCAUGAGGCUAUAAGAAACAUAAGGUCCAUGACAAGCAGGGAAGGGAAAGAAAGACAAUCAACAAAUGAGGACCGCUUCAGGACGCUCAGAACAGUGGCAGUUUUGUCAAUCCGUAAAUCAGACUUCGGUUUCCCGAGGGUGCAAUAUGAAGAUUCAAGAAUGCCCCAUAGACAAAAUGUCAUAUCUGAGCAAGAAAAUGUAAAUUGAGACACAGUUGGAACACCUUUGUUUACAGAGUAAAUACAUUCUGAGCUAAAGAAUCAUUGCCCACAAUCUGCUGUUUUAUUUAGCGGAUGGAUAAAUAAUCAAUAAAAGGAAUAUAACACAGAUUAUUUCA